CUCCGGACACCGUCAAAGGCAGUUGCUUCUCAUCGACAUCAGACUUUCUAGGAAUCAAUGAUCAGAGCUGAUCAGAGACAUAUUUCAUCCCAACCAUCGAAGAUAUACACCUUCUGUCAGGCUUUUGCAUACAUGACUGCAAAAUUUCUCAUUCCGUGAGGUUCUAUAUCGAGGGCGAACUCUCCUCCUGUUCGUUUGUAAGCGGUCCUCCAGCUGUGCUCAAUUUUCUGACAUUUCAUAUACAUAGCAUGAUAAUCUUUUGGCAGAAUAGACGCCUGCAUAUAUCUUUCCGAGAAGAACAGCGUUUCGGGCAGGCUCACCGUUCUCUUCUUGCCAUAUCACCUCUUGCAUGUCGCGGGGUAUCAAUGUGUCGAGUUCGGGUGUCCUCGAUAAUGCUGUCGAUCUUCGAAGAGCAGCGUUAGCGAAAGUUAUCGAGUUUGAGGUCCCCAAAGCGCUACCACGUGCUAUCAGGCCUGAUCGAAAGAGAUGCCUCUCGCAAUGGUAUUGUGAUAGCGAUGUCACAGAUGAACAUGCCAAAACACACACAAGCUAACAUUGCGGCGUCGAUUUUCCAUUCUAGGCCAUUCUAGCGUGCCUUUCUUGAAUGUCCGAACUGUUUUCCCACAUCCCGAUCGUAGAACCUGUUCCUUCGCUCAGUCUCAUCCUCACAUCGCAAUGGCACCGCUUCGUCAUCAAAAAAUGCGCGUAUUUGCGCAUUUCUACCACAGACCCGACCCCUGCCGUGACGUUACGACCUUCCCAGUUUCAUCUCAACCACCCAGUCCAGGGCCGCAUGACUGGUUCCUGUUACCACCGCCCCUACUCGAUUUAGCGGACAUGUGGUCACGUCCCUUCCUUCGAGCGCCAUCAUCUAUGCCACAAUACGCCACGCCAGCUAUAAUCGCCGUGUCUCAGCACAAUCACCUCUCCAUUUCGACUUCUACCUCUGACAAAUCAUCAAUAGAGGAUAGUAAACCUCGACCGACGAGCAAUGGAGUCAAUGUGACGAGUCAGCAGGACCCACCCCAGCAUCCUGAUUGCUACUUGAAGUUUGGAUGGAAUGGUUAUGACGUGGUUCUCCAAGCGUACGGGAGGCAGGCAAUUGUCGUAGCCGGGCCCAUAUGUUGCUUAGGCAAGGAGAUGAGAAGCCUCAGGAGUCAUUUUAUGGGUGGAGUACACAAAGCUCUUUGCCCAUUCAAAGUAGAAGGACAUGCAAUGUGCGCAAUGUGCAAUACAAAUGGCAUUCUGAAGAUUGUCCAGCACAAACAAGGGGGUGAACAUGUUAUGCCGGGGAUUGUACGUAGAGUAGUGAGCCAGGGCGAUUUCAGGCCGGAUAGAACGUUGCCGAUUUUCUUCCCUCCCUUGCAUGCACUGCUACAGUGCGUACAACCAUCCCUUCUACCGCCAGCUACCACCGUGGCUUCGGUGGCGCACGUGCAGUGGUCAUUGUGCUCGGUCCACUCACCAUCACGCUGCCAUCGAGCCACAUUGACAAAGCCACGCCUGUCCGAGUGA
This is a messenger RNA of Heterobasidion irregulare TC 32-1, 1515 nucleotides long. RefSeq lists its product as uncharacterized. The transcript has 6 exons. Lineage: Eukaryota; Fungi; Basidiomycota; Agaricomycetes; Russulales; Bondarzewiaceae. The record is from RefSeq and is a predicted model, not a curated record. The coding region runs from base 676 to 1515 and encodes 279 amino acids.